Molecule: messenger RNA, 2387 nt
Organism: Octodon degus (degu)
Lineage: Eukaryota; Metazoa; Chordata; Mammalia; Rodentia; Octodontidae
Gene: Rcc1
Product: regulator of chromosome condensation 1
Exons: 11
Coding region: 86-1456 (456 amino acids)
Cellular component (GO): cytoplasm
Molecular function (GO): guanyl-nucleotide exchange factor activity
Source: RefSeq, a predicted model, not a curated record
UGCAGGUAUGAGUUAUGUCACAAUGGGAGCCUUGUAAAAACCACCUUGCUGUCUACAGCCUUGCAGAAGGUGAAGGCUCUGAAGGAUGGGAAAAUGGCAAGGAACCACCUGGAAGGACACAAAGAUGCCACCCAGGCGUGUAGCUAAGAGAACAUCACCCCCAGAAGAUGCUGUCCCCAAAAGCAAGAAAGUGAAAGACUCUCGUAACCGAGCAGUGGAGCCCACUGCCUCCCGCAGUGGUCCCAGCACCCGUUCCUGCCAAGUCUCACACAGGUCUCACAGUACAGCCGCAGGUGUGGUGCUGACCCUGGGCCAGGGCGACGUGGGCCAGCUGGGGCUGGGAGAGAGCGUGAUGGAGAGGAAGAGGCCGGCCCUUGUGCCCAUCCCGGAGGAGGUGGUUCAGGCCGAGGCCGGGGGUAUGCACACUGUGUGUCUCAGCAAGAGUGGCCAGAUCUACUCCUUCGGCUGCAACGAUGAAGGUGCCCUAGGAAGGGACACAUCAGUGGAAGGCUCAGAGAUGGUCCCCGGAAAAGUAGAACUGCAAGAGAAGGUGGUACAGGUGUCAGCAGGGGACAGUCACACAGCAGCCCUCACCGAGGACGGCCGUGUCUUCCUUUGGGGCUCCUUUCGGGACAAUAAUGGUGUGAUUGGGCUGUUGGAGCCCAUGAAGAAGAGUAUGGUGCCCGUGCAAGUGGAGCUGGAUGCACCCGUGGUGAAGGUAGCCUCAGGAAAUGACCACUUGGUGAUGCUGACAGUUGAUGGUGACCUCUACACCUUGGGUUGUGGGGAGCAGGGCCAGCUGGGGCGUGUGCCUGAGUUAUUUGCCAACCGUGGUGGCCGGAAGGGGCUUGAGCGACUCCUUGUCCCCAAGUGUGUGAUGCUGAAGUCCAGAGGAAGCCGGGGCUACGUGAGGUUCCAGGAUGCUUUUUGUGGCGCCUAUUUCACUUUUGCCAUCUCCCACGAGGGCCACGUGUACGGCUUUGGCCUCUCCAACUAUCAUCAGCUUGGAACACCAGGCACAGAAUCAUGCUUCAUACCUCAGAACUUGACAUCCUUCAAGAAUUCCACCAAGUCCUGGGUGGGCUUCUCUGGUGGCCAGCACCACACAGUCUGCAUGGAUUCAGAAGGAAAAGCGUACAGCCUGGGCCGAGCUGAGUAUGGGCGGCUGGGCCUCGGCGAGGGUGCAGAGGAGAAGAGCAUACCCACCCUCAUCUCCAGGCUGCCCUGUGUCUCCUCGGUGGCCUGCGGGGCCUCUGUAGGGUAUGCUGUGACCAAGGAUGGCCGUGUUUUUGCCUGGGGCAUGGGCACCAACUACCAGCUGGGCACAGGACAGGACAGUGAUGCCUGGAGCCCGGUGGAGAUGACCGGCAAACAGCUGGAGAACCGUGUGGUCUUAUCUGUGUCCAGCGGGGGCCAGCACACAGUUUUACUGGUCAAGGACAAGGAAGAGAGCUGAUGAAGCCAGCAAGGGCCUAGCCCCCUUCCUUCCCUCACAGAACAGGGAAACAGAGAUGGCUCCAGACCCCAGCAGCCUCUCCCCAACCUCUCCUGAACACUGUGUCGUCUCUUGCCUUUUCCCCAUCAACAGAGCAGAAUCCUUCUCUUUUUCGUCCUCCUUUCUGGAAUCAUCCUGGCAGCUGCAGGAUGAAGCGGGGAGAGAAGGGGUUGUCAGAAGGAACAUUGCUCACCCUCACCGGAGACCUAAGUGGUUAGACCUUUUACCCCGCUUCUCUACCUCUCCCAUCCGGCUGGCUCUGACUUUGCCUUCUACAAUACCAGAAUGCCCUCCCUGGGGGUUUGGUGCCUGCACUCUUGAGAAGCUGGGGCUCCACCAAGCCCCACUCUAGUUACGUGCCACUCUUCCUGUCUUCUAACAGUCCAUGGGAAGCAGACAGUUACAGUCAUCAGACCCAACUGUCAUGGACCCAGGCCUGGGGCAGCUGGAGAAGGGGCAGGGCUACAGAGCCGUGGGCAACCCCAAGCCAAAUAUUUGGCUCCAAACAGGUGUCCAUAGGGCAAAAGACAAUGAUUCACUUGAUGAAGGAAAAAGCCAACUACUCUAGCUAUUCUCCCAGAAGCACAAAGCAUAGUCUUUGCCUGUCGGGUGUCACUAUUAUGGUCCCCAUCCAUUGGGCCUCACCUGUAGUCAAGGACCCCAAAGCCCAAUGGGCUGGGCAGGGUAUGGGCAGAAAGAGGAUGGAGGUUUUAUACACAAAUGUACAGCAAUAUUAAGAGGUGAGGGAGGGGAAUAGGCUGGUCCCAAGGAAAGGAAGCAGCAGUCUGUACAGUGGCUGAGAAAAUGGUUUUAAUUUUUUUAAAUUGUAAAAUAUUUUGGAGGGGAGAGUGAAACCUUUUAACACUUUGAAUAAAAUUAGAGUUUUAUAAAA